CUUGAGUUUAUUAUUUUCUUAAAUGGAUCAUGGUUGAAUUCAACUGCUUUGAUAUUAUAAACCAUGAAAGCAGCCAAAUUUGGAUACCAGGGACCUAAGAUAGGCAUGAAUCAGAAAAACCGGAAGGCUCAUCAGCCAGUUCUUCAUUCACCUUUCCUUCUUCAAUUCCUGUAAAUAAUAUCUCGAAUCUAAGACCCUUUGAAUCUUAGAAGUAGAAUCCAUCUCCAACAUGACUUCAAGAUCCUUCCCUCCAGCUCCAAGUCACAAUUUUUUCACCAAGAACAUGGUUCUUUUCCUGGCUCUCACAAUCUCAGCGUCUCUUGUUAUUUUCUGCUCAAUACUUUACUUUCUAUACCAUGUCUGGUACUCUGUUGUACAUAGAGCUAAAACGAUCCCAUUUGAUGCAAAUUCUCCUUUGAAGCUCCAAAGAUUCUCAGACAAAGAGCUCAAGCAAGCCACCAAUGGCUUUCACACUGAAAACGUCAUAGGCAAAGGUGGGUCUAGCACAGUUUUUAAAGGAAAGCUUAAAGAUGGGAAAUUUAUUGCUAUUAAGCGUCUAGAUGCUUUGUGUUUACAAACAGAGCAAGAGUUUCAGAAUGAGCUUCAGAUUCUUGGUGGAUUAACAUCCCCUUUCCUAUCGACCCUACUGGGAUAUUGUAUGGAGGACAACCGGAGAGCUUUGGUGUUUGAAUAUAUGCCUAAGAGAAGCUUGCAGGAGUCUCUCUUUGGAGAAAAUGUCUGUUUCAGUUUAAGCUGGGAAACAAGGUUUUUUGUAAUAUUGGAUGUUUCUAGAGCUUUGGAAUUCCUGCACCUUGAAUGUGAUCCUCCAGUGAUUCAUGGGGAUAUUAAGCCAAGCAAUGUUCUACUUGAUGAAGAUUACCAUGCAAAGAUCUCGGAUUUUGGAUUGUCAAGGAUUAAAGUGGAGGAUGGUGAAUUUAGUAGGAAUUUCUGUGAUAAGAGUCGGGACCUAUGGAAGAGCCAAGAGUUUUCAGGUAAUUUAACUGCAGAAAGCCCAGCCACUGAUACUUUGCAGGCAUCUCCUUCAUCCAAGUAUAGUAAAGCAGGUUAUAAUGUUGGAGCUUUGAACUUGGAUUCGGUGAAUUCUAGUGCCUUCAUCAGUGAAAAUGAAGUGAGGACAAGUGCUGUCAAGGGGAAGGAAAUCUCAAGUUUGUACAUUGGUGGGGACGAUUGGGAUAACAACUUUGUUCCUUAUGAUGGUGACUUUUCCAGCAUUGAUCAUGGUAAGGAGUUAAAUGUUAAUGCUUCAUCAGUAGAUGAAGAAAAGCCAGGUGAAAAACCAUGGGGUAAAGAUUGGUGGUGGAGGCAGGAUGAAAGUUCAGAAUUAUGCAGUAAAGAUUAUGUCAUGGAGUGGAUAGGGAGUCAGAUUUAUCCACCAAACACUAAUUGGGAUGAAGAGAAGAACAUCCCUGAGAAAACAGAACUGGAAAAUCCAAAUCCAACAGAUAAACCCGAUGAUGUAAAUGGAUCACAAUUUCAAGCAAUGAGCACAAAAGAUGCUGACACUGGCGCUGCUGAGAACAAAGAAUCAGUGGAAAAGAAAUAUCAUAAGAAGCAUAGGAAGAUGCAAGAGUUGUGGAAAGAAGAGAAUCUGGCAGAAUUAAGCAAGAACAGAGGCAACCUGAAAAAUUUACAGACUAAGUUGAAGAAGUUUAAAGUACGACAUUUUGAUUUGGGUAAAAGGUUUUAUUUCUUCAGAUGUAAAAAACUUGGAAGGGAGGAUCAGAAUGGCUAUGAUCAAAAUGGGGAGUUCAGUUUCAGAAGAGGUUGGAAAGAGAAAGGAAGCAGUCCUUCCAUUGGGAGCGAGAUGCGAAGCGGAGAUCUUUUCAGCAGCACAGCCAGCAUGAGAGGGACGCUGAGCUAUGCUGCUCCAGAAUAUGGUGGAUUUGAUGGCUUCUCAACGGAGAAGACUGACAUUUACAGUUUAGGAGUAUUGAUCCUUGUGAUUGUUUCAGGAAGAAGACCAUUACAUAUUCCUUUAUCCCCACUGAAGCUUGAGAAAGCCAAUCUAGUAAGCUGGUGUAAGCAAUUGGCACAAUCUGGUAACAUUUUAGAGCUUGUAGAUGAGAGGUUGAAAGAAGAUUACAACAAAGAGCAAGCAAGCUUGUGCAUCAACAUGGCACUUUCUUGCUUACAGAAAGAUCCAGAAUUGAGGCCAGAUAUUGGGGAUAUUGUUAAGAAUCUGAAGGGGUUAUGGUUUAUGAAUCAUGAAGAAGACAAAAAGGUACUGCAGAAUAGGUUUUUUAUGUUAAUAUUUUUUUGUUAGGCUUCAUUUUACUGUUUGUUUCAUCUUGUGCUGAGUUUGAAUGCACCUGUAGCGUUGAAAUGUAUGUUAAAUGUAUACUAGAUGACUUUCUUGGUGCUUUGUAAUGGCUUGAUAUAUGAUGGUAUUGAUGGUAGUCACUUUUGGUUUGUGCUUGCUGAAUGGUCAUGGUCUCAUGAAGUUAUGGACCAAUCAAGUCUAAAUCACAUGACAAAGUCAAUCAUUACCAGGACAACACUAAG
Molecule: messenger RNA, 2523 nt
Organism: Prosopis cineraria
Lineage: Eukaryota; Viridiplantae; Streptophyta; Magnoliopsida; Fabales; Fabaceae
Product: putative receptor-like protein kinase At1g80870
Exons: 1
Coding region: 230-2284 (684 amino acids)
Biological process (GO): protein phosphorylation
Molecular function (GO): ATP binding; protein kinase activity
Source: RefSeq, a predicted model, not a curated record